GAUCACCACGCUGCAACACUCACGGCGCAUACACACACUACCACACAAUCCCAUCUAUCUCUACCACACUCUCUGUCUUUGGGUUGCCACGCUUCUGUCCCUGGCACGCUACUGUAGAGGUGGCUCAUAUUAAACUUUGUGCAUUCUUCAUCGACUGUUCUCCUCUUUCUCUUUUCACAGAGAAAGAGUGAGAGAGGGAGGGAGGGGAAAUCUCGCCUCUUGUGGUCUGCCCUUUGUUUGAAAUAAAAAAGCUCGGGUGGACCUUCGUUUGGUGAAGAGUGACAGUGGCUCUUUCUCUCUCUGUCUCUCCUCCACAAAAGUCUCCUAACUGGUUUGCGUGUAAGAUUUUUCUGCCCCUGAAGGCCCUCUCUCCCUUGCCCCUUUGUCUCUAUUCUUAUCAAAAUACCAAUUAAUGUCUGUGAAGAAGAUUGAGAAGGUUCCAGCAGGAGUGGGAGAGGUUCCCACUGGCCCCACGUCUCAAUCCAAUAUGACUGUACCAAGGCUAGCCCUACCCCUCCACAUACAGCGCCUGGAGAGAGUUCUAAAUGUAAAACCAUACCUCAGCGUUGUGGAGGAUACCUGGACAGACAGAAAGGGGAAAGAGGAGGUGGAGGAGGAGGAGAUGGAAGAGGGAGAAAGAGAGAAUCCUUUCGCGAAUCCUUCAGUUCCAAAAAGGCUGCAGAAAGAAAAGUUUUUUAACUUUAAAAAUGUUACACCAGAAAGAAAAUGGAUAAAGGAUCUGUUAUUGAGUGACACAGACGAGUCCGAAUCAGAGAUAGGGGAUAAUGAUAAACUCCAGCUGAUGCUUGAGCUACGUUACAAGCAGAAACUCAAGUGGAAGCGACGGCUUAAGAGGCUCUCAAAGAUCAGACGAUAUCAGUACAUCAGUGCUGGUCUGGUACUGCAAGAGGACAGGUACCCAGAGAUAUGUAGGAGAGUGGAGGCAGAGAAGAAGAAGAGAAAGAGCACAAGGCAGAGUACAAGGAGAUUGAAAGAAGAUCAUACAAAAGCUGAUAGUGUGUCAAGAAAGGAUGAUAAGUGGGGUGAUGAUGAUUCGGAAUUCGAUAGGAACUCAAGUAGAGCUGGGAGCGUCAAAAGGGGAAGCAGUCAGAAUCCGAUGGAUUACCGUAAAAAACUCUGGAGCUAUAUCGUAAAGAAAGAUAUUCCAAGAAUGGCUAAAGUAUUUUCACAAGCGAGACACAUAAUCUCGUCCAAUAAUAAGAAAAUUGCUGUCUAUUGUCAGAGGGAAGUGAGGAGGUGGGCAGCAAAGUCCCAGAAGCAAAGCAAAGAGAGUAACUGUGUCCAGCCCAGAGCAAGAAAGGUGACAAAGGAGGUUCUGGCUUACUGGAAGAAAUAUGAGAAGGUUGAGAAAGAGGCAAGGAAGAAGGCAGAAAAAGAAGCUCAGGAACAACUUAAACUUUACGAGGAAAUGAGAGAAGCUCGACGUCAACAAAGAAAAUUGAAUUUUCUAAUUACACAAACAGAACUUUAUGCACAUUUCAUGUCAAAGAAAUUCACAGGUGAAGAGAAAUCCACUGAAGAAAUACUGAAAAGUUUAGAAGACAAACCACUAGUGAAGGAGAAUGUACCACAGACAGUUUUGAAUAGAAUGGAGGAAGCUGAUGAUUAUGAUACUGAAGCUGUAAAGGCACAUGCACUUACUAAUGUACAAGCAGCUGUUGAGAGACACAGAAGCAAACAUGAGAGUUACGUUGAAGCAGCUCGUAAACCAAUUGAUACCAACAAUGUUGAUCUGCAGCAAUCAUUUGAUCAGAAUUUUAGUUUAGCUAAUCCAGCCCUAGCAAUUGAUCAUGAGUUAUCUCAACCGUCAAUAUUUCGUGGACAAUUAAAGGCCUACCAAUUGAAAGGAAUGAACUGGCUAGCUAGUUUAUAUGAUCAAGGUAUUAAUGGUAUAUUAGCUGAUGAGAUGGGCCUGGGUAAGACUGUACAGAGUAUAGCACUACUGGCUCAUUUAGCAGAACAUCAAAAUAUUUGGGGCCCAUUUCUAAUAGUGUCUCCUGCCUCAACACUUCACAACUGGCAGCAAGAGUGUACAAGAUUUGUUGAUACUUUCACAGUGUUACCUUACUGGGGUAGUCCAUAUGAGAGGAAAGUCAUCAGGAAAUAUUGGAACCAGAAGUUGCUAAGUCAUCGAAAUGCUCCCUUUCAUGUCCUAAUCACAAGCUAUCAACUAGUGGUGCAGGAUUUCAAAUAUUUCCAGCGCUUAAAGUGGCAGUACAUGAUACUCGAUGAGGCACAGGCCAUUAAAAGUAGCUCAAGUGUUCGUUGGAAGCUUUUGAUGAGUUUCAAUUGUCGGAAUCGUCUUUUAUUGACCGGGACCCCAAUACAGAACACAAUGGCUGAGCUCUGGGCAUUGCUACACUUCAUAAUGCCGACAAUGUUUGAUUCACAUGACGAGUUCAGCGAAUGGUUCUCUAAAGACAUUGAGAAUCACGCCGAGAAGAAAUCAGCACUUGACGAGAAUCAACUCUCUCGUCUGCACAUGAUUCUGAAGCCGUUCAUGUUAAGAAGAAUCAAGAAAGACGUUGAACACGAAAUGGCUGAAAAAAUUGAGGUUCAUUUGUCUUGUGGUCUAUCGUCACGUCAGAAAGAAUUAUAUCACAGAUUAAAGGAGCGAAUAUCAAUUGAUGAUUUAUUGAAAUCCUCUCUCUCUCACUCUAACACUUCAAAAGACUCAACCUCCACUCUCAUGAACAUUGUCAUGCAGUUUAGAAAAGUUUGUAAUCAUCCUGAAUUAUUUGAGAGAAGAGAUGUUCUCUCUCCCAUUAACUUGUCAAUUUCUCCCCUCCCAUUGCCUCGCCUACUUUAUCAUUAUUGUCUCCGCCCACUCAACGAGUCUCGUCAAAGAUUGCUGACAUUGCAUUUGGGUGUGGCUACUGCUGACCACGCCCAUCAAUCUUCAACCAGUAGUGGAGGUGGCCUCUGGAAUUUUUUAAGACUCGCAAAUUUAACACCUUCGGAUGCAGCUGGGAUAUACUCAUCUGGAGCAAUAUGCAGGAUGAAAUUGAUAGCUGAAAUGGCCGCCAGCUUGCAGUUGUUAUAUUACUGGAGAACUUGGAAAGAAGAGGAGGAGGAAGAGGGUCCUUUGUCCUAUAAAUAUUGUAUUUUUAAAAGGCAUCAAUUACUUCUCACCCCCUCCUUCUCUCUCUCUUAUUUCUCAAUUGCACAAAGUCUGGUAUUAUCACAGCUCGUAUUCACAGGCCACGCCUCUUCAUCUUACACCCACACGACGCACAUAAUUACUCUAAUUAAAGAGCAACAAGAGAGCUCGACAUCAGAUCUGAACCAGAUCAGUACGACAGUGUCGAGCGAAGGAUCUCAUAGGAGGAUAUCAGCCAGCAGCGCCUCUUGUUUUAUUGACCGUACCUCCUCUUCUCCCUCUGAUUCUGUUGAGUACAGACACUGUCAACUAACAGAAUUACCUUCUUAUUUUUAUAAUGCUUUUGAACCCAAGAUUAAUUCUCAGUUCAGUUUAUUCUACACUGUUGAUCGAGGUGCCCAGUAUCAUGUCGACCUCCUUAAAGAGGGCGGAGACCAGGAGGUCAAGAGUCUUUUCCAAUGUGGGGUUACUCAAGCUACAGGAGAGCUCUGUCUGACCACACCCAUUAGAGGAGGACUAGAAGCAAUGCACCCUAAGGACAGGGGGUGGUCGUACAUUAACAUACCAAAUAAAGAGAAGAUGAUAACUGAUAGUCACAAGAUGCUUGUUCUUGAUAAGCUCCUCUCUAAACUAAAGAGAGAAGGCCAUCGUGUCCUAGUGUACUCUCAAAUGACAAGAAUGAUUGAUCUCCUCGAGGAGUUCAUGAGCUACAGACACCACAAGUACAUUAGACUCGACGGCUCUUCUAGGAUAUCCGAUCGACGCGACAUGGUUGCCGACUUCCAGACAAAGUCGGAUAUUUUUGUUUUCCUCCUCAGCACACGAGCAGGGGGUCUGGGGAUCAACUUGACAGCGGCAGAUACCGUGAUAUUUUAUGAUAGUGAUUGGAACCCCACUGUAGACCAGCAGGCCAUGGACCGAGCUCAUAGAUUAGGUCAGACUAAACAGGUAACAGUAUACAGGCUGAUAGUGAAGGGAAGUAUUGAGGAGAGGAUACUCCAGCGAGCCCACGAGAAGAGCGAGAUACAGAAGAUGGUGAUAUCAGGAGGGGAUUUCAAAAUAGACACACUCAAACCAAAAGAGGUUGUCUCACUCCUUUUAGAUGAUGAAGAAAUGGAGACAAGAUUUUUAGCCAAGCAAGCUGAGAAGAAGGCUCAGGAGGAAGUCUCGAAACAGAAAAUCACGAAAUCAAGGAAGAGAAAGAAUCCUCAAAAACCCGAGACGGUUCCCUCCACAAAGAAGCCCCCACCCUCCCAGUCCAUCCCCUCUUCCUCUCCCACUCCUAGUCAUGCUCCUAGCAUAACCUCACUGGCCACUAAUGAAACAACUAACGGAGACUACGUUGAUGUGGUUGGAGGUGGAGAUACAGAAAUGGGUGGGUCUAUACCUCACCGUCACGGUAACAGUAACACGCCCUCUCGACCAGCUGUCAAAAGGAGUGGGCGUGGCAUCAAAACCAAUAGAAGCAAGAAGUUAAAGUUAACCGUUCCUUCCUCAAAGAGCAACAUCUCUUCACCUUCAAAUUCAAUACCAUCCUCUCCUCUCUCCUCAUCUCUCUUUGCUCAGCAGCAGAGUAAUGGAACUACUCCUUCUACCACUAAUAAUGUUAUUAUACACAGUAAUGUCACAUGACCACCUCUCACAUGACUUGUGUUUGAGUACCGGGUGAUGUGAGGGAAUGAGUCUUCAUUUUGUGUUUUAUUCAACAUUACAUUUGUCAUUCUCUCACUUUA
Molecule: messenger RNA, 4854 nt
Organism: Amphimedon queenslandica
Lineage: Eukaryota; Metazoa; Porifera; Demospongiae; Haplosclerida; Niphatidae
Product: DNA helicase INO80
Exons: 28
Coding region: 413-4753 (1446 amino acids)
Biological process (GO): DNA repair; chromatin remodeling
Cellular component (GO): Ino80 complex
Molecular function (GO): ATP hydrolysis activity; histone binding; DNA binding
Source: RefSeq, a predicted model, not a curated record